Phoenix dactylifera (date palm) is the source of this 1049-nucleotide messenger RNA. RefSeq names its product putative carbohydrate esterase At4g34215. The record is from RefSeq and is a predicted model, not a curated record. Lineage: Eukaryota; Viridiplantae; Streptophyta; Magnoliopsida; Arecales; Arecaceae.
CAAGGAAAAAGCCUGUAAAAGAAAAGGAACCGACAUGCUUCCGCUCCUCUCGCCGCUUCUGCUGCUCCUCGCAUCCGUCGCCCCCUCGCACCUCUUCGCCUGCUCGGCGGGAGCCGCACCCAACCGGUCAGGUGCGGCGGCGGAAGCCGGGAAGCUGAUCUUCAUACUGGCCGGGCAGAGUAACAUGGCCGGGCGGGGCGGCGUCACUGGCGACCGGUGGAACCGCGUGGUCCCGCCGGAGUGCCGGCCGAGCCCAGCGAUCCUCCGGCUGAACGCAGGCCUACGGUGGGAGGAGGCGCGGGAGCCCCUCCACGCCGACAUCGACGUGCUCAAGACCUGCGGUGUGGGGCCCAGCAUGGCCUUCGCCCACGAGAUCCUGCCCUCCGCCGCCGCUCCGGCGGUGGUGGGCCUGGUGCCGUGCGCCAUAGGCGGCACCAAGAUAACCCAGUGGGGCCGGGGGACGCCGCUGUACGGGGAGAUGGUGCGGCGGGCGAGGGCGGCCGGUGGCGGCGGCGGCCGGAUGGGGGGGGUGCUGUGGUACCAGGGUGAGAGCGAUACCGUGUCCCGCGCCGACGCGGAGGCGUACAUGGGGAGAAUGGAGAAACUGAUACGAGAUCUGCGGUCCGAUCUCGGGCUGCCAGGGCUCCUCGUGAUCCAGGUUGCUCUUGCAUCAGGAGAGGGAAACUACACAGACAUAGUAAGGCAGGCUCAGAAGGGAAUCAGACUUCCUAAUGUUGCGUGUGUCGAUGCCAAGGGGUUGGCACUUAAUACCGAUCACCUGCACCUCACCACGCAAGCUCAAGUUCAGCUUGGUAAACUAUUGGCUACAUCCUAUUUAAAUCAUUCUAAAACAGACACCACCUCUAGGGUGUCAUUUAUUUCGAUCCAUAUCUAAAUUGAUAAUGAAAAAAAAUAUUGAAAUAAAGCACGAUUUCACCACAGAACUUUAAACAUGAUUUUGAUAGCCAGCCAGCUGCUUGGCCUACUUUUGUGUUCUCAAUAUACUCAUUUUUUACCAAUGAAAAAUGAUUACAUUAUAAAAAAAUAAA